This is a messenger RNA of Caenorhabditis remanei, 2244 nucleotides long. RefSeq lists its product as uncharacterized. Gene Ontology annotation, molecular function: protein tyrosine phosphatase activity. Lineage: Eukaryota; Metazoa; Nematoda; Chromadorea; Rhabditida; Rhabditidae. The coding region runs from base 1 to 2244 and encodes 747 amino acids. The record is from RefSeq and is a predicted model, not a curated record. Gene Ontology annotation, biological process: protein dephosphorylation. Gene Ontology annotation, cellular component: secretory granule. The transcript is spliced from 11 exons.
AUGUCAGCAGGCUGCAACCUUAGCGAAAAUUUAUGCGACAAUGAUGAAUUGUGUUAUCCGGAUGGAGUAUUCGGACAAUGCUACUCUUCUGAAAGCGGAUCACCGGAACCGACUGUUCUAGACAAUUUAGAUGAUACACAACUGGAAUUGCUCAAACUUGAAUUGACUAGACUCGCAACAAAAGACAAGGAUUGGGGAGAUGAGGAGACACAAUGCGUUCUCGCUUACUUCAAAAUGUCCAUGUUCUAUCAACUGCAAUACGAUCCAGACUUCUGUCAAGUACGAAAACCCGCAAAUGUUUGGGCUCUGAUUCAAUUGAUUGAUACUGGACUUUCGGAAGACCCGUCAAUUCUUGAAGAAGAUGAAAAUCCGGAAAAUGUAACGGAAGAGGAGAUGGCACAGAUCAUCGAGCAACUCAAGGAACCAUCAUUGCCAACGGAAGAAGAUGUUGAAGAAGCUUUGAAUGCCCAAAAUGAAGAUGUCGAUGAUGAGAUUCUGGAUCAAUACGUUCAAGCAGUCGUCAACAAUGAGAAUCCCGACUUCUCUGAACUUUCCGAUGGACAGUUGAACAGUUUGAUUGGUCGUCUUGUUGAUUUGAAGAAGAACGUGGAAAACGAGGAAUCUGAACUGUUGAGUGGAAAUGGAGAACAAGAAAUGGCUGUUCCAUUGGAUGAUUUAGAAGAGAGAGGAGAGCAAGCAAUUCUGAAAAAAGACAUCGAACAAGUUGGAGAAGUGAAUCAAGGACUUGAUAAUACCGAACAUAAAAUUGUAAAAGGAAGAAAAGAUCAAAUUGUGACACGUGUUGAUGCAAAUCGAGUAUAUCUGAAAGUUCACUUGAAGAAUGAAGACCAAUUGAUGCCUCUGAUUGAGUUCCUUCAAAAUACAAUUGCCAUUCCGAAUAAUCUCUAUUUUGACGAUUUCCAGUUUGAAAAUGGUCAGUUGUCUAUGAGAAUCUCAAGAUUCGAAGGAGCUAAGCCAAAAGCUGAGAAGAGAAUUGACUCUGUUGAAGGUGUCGCCUCUGCUGUUUACAAGCGAAGGAAAGAUAUUGCUCGACUUUCGGGAGCCGACGUGAGAGAAACUGGAAUUGGAAGUGGAGAGGAUGGAAGUCUUCCGGUGGAAUCAUCUGAACGUGAUUGGCUUCUGAUGCCAGUUUUGUUUGUUUGUGCCUUCACUGUCACUGCUCUUGGACUUGUCGCCGCCGUUCAGAUCGCAAGAUCUCGUCGUCAUUACAAGGACAACAUCCAGCAAAUCGCAGAACAACUUGACGGAAAAACAUCAUUCGCCUAUCAGGAUUUGUGCAGACAAAGAGCUGAUGGAGGACGUGCUUCGAAAUCAAGUUCCACGUCUUCAUGGUGUGAAGAAACUGCUGCUCCAACGAUUGAUAUUUCGACUGGACAUGUCGUUUUGAACUUCCUCCAAGAAUAUCUAUCAGAACCAACGAAGAUCGAAGCUCAGUGGAAUGGAAUCAAAGACUAUCACAACGAGGAACGAACCAAGUCGAAAGCCGAAAAAAACUCUACCCAGAACCGCACAAUUCUUCCAUUUGACGACAACAUUGUUGAUAUUGAUGGAAAGACUAACGAGAAUGAAGACUUCUAUCUGAAUGCCAGUUUCAUUUAUGAUGAUGAUCCGAGACAAGCCGUCUACAUCGCUGCUCAAACUCCAGCCAGCAAUCAAAUCGCUGCAUUCUGGCAAACCAUUUGGCAACACGGAGUCUGUCUCGUCGUGAAUCUCUCUACUCCAGAAGAAUGUAAACAAGAAAAGAACUAUUGGCCAGAUACAGGAAGUGAGGUACAUGGAGCAUUUGAAAUUCAUUUGGUAUCUGAACACAUCUGGUCUGAUGACUACCUCGUUCGUUCAUUCUACCUCAAGAAUCUUCAAAACAGUCAAACUCGAACAAUCACUCAAUUCCACUAUCUCUCUUGGCAAAAAGAUUCAACUCCAACCAGUGCAAAGAGUAUUCUGGAGUUCCGUCGCAAAGUCAACAAGUCUUAUCGUGGACGUUCGUCAGCAGUUCUUGUUCAUUCGUGGGAUGGUUCUGGUCGAACUGGAGUUUAUUGUGCAGUUGAUGUCCUCUGUGCACGUCUUCUCCGAGGAAUUCGUCAAAUUGAUGUCGUUGCAACUGUUGAACAUUUGAGAGAUCAAAGAGACGGAAUGGUUGCCACUGGAGAUCAAUUCAAGCUUGUUUAUGGAUGUGUUGCUCAAGAAGUCAAUCAUCUUCUGAAAUCAAUUUCAGCUCAGUAA